Lotus japonicus is the source of this 663-nucleotide messenger RNA. Its product is annotated as zinc finger protein 3-like. The record is from RefSeq and is a predicted model, not a curated record. Lineage: Eukaryota; Viridiplantae; Streptophyta; Magnoliopsida; Fabales; Fabaceae. The coding region runs from base 1 to 663 and encodes 220 amino acids. Gene Ontology annotation, biological process: negative regulation of abscisic acid-activated signaling pathway. The transcript has a single exon.
AUGGCACGUCAAUUAGGAGCUUCAUCCUUUGGUGCUAACAGUAAUGGUCUCGACGGAGAAAUACCCACAACAAAUGAAAAGAGCUUCCCAUGUAAAUUUUGCAAGCAAAAGUUCUCUACCUCACAAGCUUUGGGAGGACACCAAAACGCACAUAAAAAAGAGCGUUCUCUAGAAAAAUUUCGUCAACAACUUGAUGCUAGUUGUUUUGGGCUUUCACACUUUCCUUCUUAUUCUUCUUAUCCAACUCUCCAUGAAGGUUUAUACAGGUCAUUUAGGGAUGACUCCUUAAAUCUCAGACCUUCUAAUCCUUUGAUGACCUCAACUGGAUUUCGGUACGAUCAACGCUCACCAUAUUUUAAUGCGAUCAGAAAUAUAAGAAGUCAUCAUGCAAUUCCAAGUACUGCAAGGUCAGAGAAUUAUCGUAAUGAAACACUUGCACUUUUCCCAAAUGUCACCACCAAUGUAGCAAGCCAAGUUGUGAACACGGAAAGCACUCCAAGGUCAAGGAAUGGUGUUGAAACUCUUGCACUUUUCUCAAAUGUUCCCACCAAUGUAGCAAGUCAAGCUCCAAUACCAAUGAGAAGGAAUCCUUCAGUGCCGGAAGAAAAUUUUGAAGUGCCAGCUGAUAUUGAUUUGUCACUUAGGCUUGGUUUUAGAUCAUGA